Messenger RNA from Penicillium crustosum, 729 nucleotides. Its product is annotated as histone H1/H5 family protein. The transcript has 7 exons. The record is from RefSeq and is a predicted model, not a curated record. Lineage: Eukaryota; Fungi; Ascomycota; Eurotiomycetes; Eurotiales; Aspergillaceae. Gene Ontology annotation, biological process: nucleosome assembly. The coding region runs from base 1 to 729 and encodes 242 amino acids. Gene Ontology annotation, molecular function: structural constituent of chromatin; DNA binding. Gene Ontology annotation, cellular component: nucleosome.
AUGCCCCCUAAGAAGGUUACCAGCGCGCCCAAGAAGGUGGCGCCUGCUGUUCCUCACACCUCUUACCGUGAUAUGAUCAAGGAUGCCAUUAUUAGCCUGAAGGAACGCAAUGGUAGCAGUCGCCAGGCUAUCAAGAAGUACGUUCAGUCUAACAACAAGAUCAACGUCACUUCCCAGAGUGUCUUCGACUCUCAGUUCAACAAGGCUAUCAAAGCCGGUGUUGAGAAGAAUGAGUUCACUCAGCCCAAGGGCCCAUCUGGCCCUUUGAAGCUUGCGAAGAAGGAGGCUCCUGUCAAGGCCGCUCCUAAGCCUACCGUGAAGCCCGCCCCCAAGGCCCCUGCUAAGCCCACCAAGACGACUGGUCCCAAGAAGGCCGAUUCCAAGAAGGCCGAUUCCAAGAAGGCCGAUUCUAAGAAGGCCGAUCCCAAGAAGGCCGAUCCCAAGAAGACUGGUCCUAAGAAGACUGAUUCCAAGAAGACUGAUCCCAAGAAGACUGUUACAAAGACUACCAAGACUACCGCUCCUAAGAAGGCUGCGGGCAAGAAGGCUGCUGCCACCAAGCCCAAGGCUAACUCUGGCAAGGCUCGCAAGACCUCCACUGCCGCCCCUGCUGUCGUUGAGCAGCCCAAGAUUCUGGGAAAGACCAAGUCUGGCCGUAUCACCAAGACUACUGCCCCGCAGCCCACAACAACCCGGGCUGCUCCCAAGAAGCGGACCACCAAGAAAUAG